Messenger RNA from Cylas formicarius (sweet potato weevil), 1614 nucleotides. Its product is annotated as protein-tyrosine sulfotransferase. NCBI's taxonomy places the organism in Eukaryota, Metazoa, Arthropoda, Insecta, Coleoptera, Brentidae. The coding region runs from base 281 to 1429 and encodes 382 amino acids. Gene Ontology annotation, molecular function: protein-tyrosine sulfotransferase activity. Gene Ontology annotation, biological process: peptidyl-tyrosine sulfation. The record is from RefSeq and is a predicted model, not a curated record. Gene Ontology annotation, cellular component: Golgi apparatus. The transcript has 4 exons.
UUUUCUAUGGUCUAUGGUUUACGUUAUCAUGGUAUAACUGAGGUUGUCAAAUUAUAUCUAUCGUCAAAUGUUUGUCCAGCGAUCGAGGAGAAUAGUAAAUAAUACAGCGACAGAAUGCGGAAUCAAAAUACGAGGAGUGUAAAUAAAACAUAAUCUAAGCUAACAGUAAAUGUGGCAUUUAUUCAAUACUAACAAGAUUUGAACAACUGAAAUUUGGGGUCUAGGCAAGAUUUCGGAAUUACUGAGAUGCUGUGAUUAUAAUGACAAAAUACUAACCAUCAUGCAGCUUCUGAGACGACUAAGAGGCAAUAUACGGAAGGCCAUAGGUGGUUUUUUACUUAUCCUGGUUCUAUAUCUGGUACUGCAUCUUAUUAUUGGCAGUGCUGAUAUAAAACCUUUUGCACAAAUGGUAUCUUCUGAAAACAAAAUCAUAAAGGGUUCCAAUAAAAGGGUGUAUGAAUAUAAUAGGAAAAUGCCUUUAAUAUUUAUUGGUGGAGUGCCCAGAUCAGGUACCACACUAAUGCGAGCAAUGUUGGAUGCCCAUCCUGACGUCAGAUGUGGUCAGGAAACCCGGGUAAUCCCUAGGCUACUUCAACUUCGUUUCCACUGGCUAAAGUCAGAAAAAGAAUCAGUAAGACUGGAACAAGCUGGAAUAACAAAAGAUGUGUUAAAUGCAGCCAUUGCAGCUUUUACAUUAGAAAUUAUAGCAAAACAUGGUGAACCAGCACCAAGACUGUGCAACAAAGAUCCAUUAUUGAUUAAAAUGGGCACCUAUGUUGUUGAUCUCUUUCCCAAUGCCAAAUUUAUUUUUAUGGUAAGAGAUGGUAGAGCCACUGCACAUUCGAUCAUCUCUCGAAAGGUAACCAUAACAGGUUUCGAUUUGACAAGCUAUAAACAGUGUUUAAAGAAAUGGAAUAGCGCAGUGGAAGCAAUGAACAAUCAAUGUAAAGAGCUGGGUCUGAACAAAUGCCUAAGAGUGCCCUAUGAGCAACUAGUUUUGCAUCCCAAAGAGUGGAUGCAGAAGGUUUUAAAGUUUUUAGACAUUCCGUGGAAUGAGUCGGUCCUUCAUCAUGAGGAUUUUAUCAACAAUGGAAUCAGUCUUAGCAAAGUCGAACGAUCAUCGGAUCAAGUCAUAAAGCCUGUGAACUUGGAAGCGCUGGCCAAAUGGGUCGGUCAUAUCCCCGACGAUGUUGUCCGCGACAUGGCCGACAUAGCCCCGAUGCUUUCAGUUUUGGGCUACGACCCUUACGCCAAUCCACCUAAUUACGGUCGUCCCGACGAACAUGUCGCGGAAAAUACCAAAAAUAUUCAAAAAAACAAAUUCGUGUGGGAGAAAAAAGCCAAAGAAAUGUUCAGUGUCGCCUGGGACAAUAACGGCGGCGACACUUUGUUAGAUAGGGAGCCCAGUGACAACCCGAACAACACGUGAUAAAUGCAAUGAACUUUUGGAUUGGAUCAUCCAUUGAAGUGAUUUGAAUUUUCCUUGAAGUUGUUUUAAAAAAUCGUCGGCAGGGUCGAAAUGCGGCAAUUAAUUAGCUUUUCAUAUCUUUAAAAAUGAAAAUGUUGUAUAAUUUAAGCAGAUUUUAGAUAGAUAUAUUUAUUGUAAAAUUUUAA